GCUGCUCGCACUGAUGAGCCCUGUGGGGACCUAUGAGGGUGACAGAGAGGCCAGCGAUGUCUACAUGUCCAUUCUGUCGCCUGUCGGCUACAAGUCUUCAUCUCAUUGCGGCUACUGUGGCAGCGAGGACGGCAAAAACUGCAGCAGAUCAUAUGGAAUAUGGGCACACACCCUAUCGCCUUGGCUGUAUCAGGAUCUUUGCGACAGAGGCUGGCGCCGAAGCGGGUCAUACGUUUACAAGCCAGAUAUGGCACGGACUUGCUGCUUGCAAUAUACCAUCAGACUAGACGUUGGAGCCUUCACGCCGACAAAGUCACAGCGUCAGAUCCUCAAGCGAUUCAACAGCUUCGUCCGGCGUGGCGGCAAGGAGGGCAGCAAGGGUUUCGGACCACGUGACUUUGCCGCCCGGCCGGUCGCAAAGCAGCCGCCGAUGAGCAAGGACAAGCAAAAGGUGAACCCUUUCAACUUCGUCGACACGAUACAUGCUGCAGAGACAAGUGGUCAAGAUGGCCUGGCUCACGAGUUCACCGUCACAACCGAGCUCGCCUCUUUCACUGAAGAGAAGUUUGAGCUCUACAAUCGCUACCAGAUCAGCGUGCACGAUGAUGACGAGCGCUCACCGCAAGGUUUCAAGCGCUUCUUAUGUGACACACCUAUCAGACCUUGUGCGAGCGGUCAUUCUCAGCAGCAGUAUGGCUCAUAUCACCAGCUCUAUCGGCUCGACGAAAAGCUCAUCGGGCUCGCCGUACUCGAUGUGCUUCCAAGAAGCGUCUCGAGUGUAUACUUUAUCUGGGAUCCAGACUUUGCUGGCCUCAGUCUCGGCAAGGUAUCAGCAUUGCGGGAGAUUGCCUGGGUACGGCAACUUCGGGCAGCCGGCAUGUUGCACUGUCAAUACUACUACAUGGGCUAUUACAUCCAUACAUGCCCAAAAAUGCGUUAUAAAGCAGACUACGAGCCUUCGAGCUUGCUCGACCCUAGCACUUUGAACUGGUAUCACUAUACGCACUGUCGCUCAAUACUGGACCGCGACCCGCGUGCGGUGACUUUUGAAGACCAAGCGACUGCCUCUUUGUCUAGGAGCGCUGGCAUAGACGUCGACAGCGACGAUGAAGAGGACAUGCCCUCUGACCCUGUUCCUCCCGGCAUGCUCUCGCGGUCCGAAGCGCUUCAUCACCUCCCUGAUCUCGUUGUCUUUGACGGCGGACGUGGCAAAGUUCAUCGUCCCUUUGCGAUUGGCGGCAAGGCGCACCCUAGCACAUCAGAAGCAACCGACUUACUACAGAGUCUCGGGCCAAAGUUCGCGAUCGAUCGCAUUUGCGCGCUGCUCAGUUCUGCGUAAAAGGCCAAAGCGCAGGGCUCGUGCGCACCAUGUUUGCGCCCGAUCUCGCAGCUUCAUUCGCAACCGAUGCCGAGCAGAUGCUAUCAGGAGCUCGCUUUCGCAUUCGUAUUGUCAGCAGCCGGUCUGCUCAUCUGUGUCUUCUGGACAGUCCAAGAUGCAAAGUCCUACGAGCAGUCUGCGGACGUCUGGCAGACUGAUGCCGCAUUAGCUGUGCAGACGCUUCAUUUGUCGAAUUUGUCUGUUUAUCUGAUCGGAGCAGUUGUCGAAAGUCGCACAUUGACACAUGUGGCCGAAGUUCGAGCGUCGCAAUUCGUUCAAGUGCUCGUCUUUAUCGAAGAUACGCCCGCUCAACAUUCGGCACCGCCUACGCAAGGCACGCUAUCAGGACAUGCCGGCGAGCUUGUCUUCACCUGUGACGUACUAGAUGCGCGUAUACCAGCGA
Molecule: messenger RNA, 1781 nt
Organism: Mixia osmundae IAM 14324
Lineage: Eukaryota; Fungi; Basidiomycota; Mixiomycetes; Mixiales; Mixiaceae
Exons: 3
Coding region: 14-1339 (441 amino acids)
Biological process (GO): protein arginylation
Cellular component (GO): cytoplasm
Molecular function (GO): arginyl-tRNA--protein transferase activity
Source: RefSeq, a predicted model, not a curated record